Molecule: messenger RNA, 1969 nt
Organism: Lingula anatina
Lineage: Eukaryota; Metazoa; Brachiopoda; Lingulata; Lingulida; Lingulidae
Molecular function (GO): calcium ion binding
Source: RefSeq, a predicted model, not a curated record
CAUAUGUGUAUCAAACACAUACAUGAAUGGUUGGUUGAAGAGGUCAUGAAAUCUGGGUGGAUCAACAAGCGUUCGAAAAACUGCUCUGGAAUAGGAAACUGGACCAACUGGUCCAAGAUAUGGCUCAUCCUGAAACCCGAUCGUCUCGAAUUUUACGAAAAACCACCGGUUGAAAAAGGGAGGAGCUUCAAGAAGGGUCAGAUUUUGAUUGAUAAGAACUUGAUGAUGGAAACUGUGCCUGAUUACCGAAGCUUCUUCAAGAAGCUGUCUGGAUGCUUUAUGAUAACAGAUGCUUUGGCAAUUUACGAGUUUGGGGAAACCGACGGAGAAGGUCCCGACUGGUUUCAUUGCCUUGAGGAAGUGAUGGACAGUUACAAAAUCAACAUUACCCUAGUGCAAAAGAUGCUAAAGGAACGCCAACGCAGGCGAGAGGUGGCGAAGAAUACUAUCCCCGUAUCUGCGUCCGAUAUUGACAUUGACAUACGGGCAGAUGUGCUUGAAGCUACAACAAAAGAUGUGGUAAACGGCCAGGUUAACCCGACUGUAAAAGAUCAACCACUUUCAAGGCGCACGGGGUGGCAAUUCGCUAAAAAGAAUUACGAAGUCCCAGAACACGUGCUAAAGAAAGGUGAAGAUAAGCUUAAAGCCGUGUUCAUGAAAGUGGAUACCAAUGGAAAUGGGUGGAUCGAUCCGACAGAGUUUUCCACUUUCCUCAAAGGUCUUGGUCUUACCCUGACAGAGAAAGAAAUCAACUUGGUCUACAAUACUAUAGACAAGGAUAGAAGUGGGCGAAUUUCUUUUCAGGAGUUUGAAGAGUAUUUUAUGAGGAAUGUCUUAGACGAGCAAGAGACGGGUGAACGAACAACUGCUUUAAGAGCUGCUUUCAUGGAGGCCGACCGUGACGGUUCCGGAACACUUGAUUUCAAAGAAUUCACGGAAUACUACUGGGAAAAGAAGAGGAACGCCCGACUUGAUAAACUGAUGGCUGGGUUCAGCAAGUUGAAUAAAAAAGACGGUGAUACAAUUACAUUUGCAGAUUUCGAAAAUUUGUUCGCACAGUCUGGAGUGAGCAUGGAUCCACCAGCGAGUUCAGGAACACAGUCACCAAAAGUGGACGUCAUCGACCUCCUGGAUAAGGAACUUAAAGAAGAAUAUGACGAGGCAGCCGCCGGAGAAUUGGAAGAAUACAUUCGUGAUAGAUGGGAAAAGUUUGCAAGUUUCCGCCGACUUGGUGCAUCUGGCGAAGCCGUGAUGACCGGAAAGGACAACAUGGUUGCGGAUAUCGUUCCCGGGGAAUACAGCCUCAAAGACAUCGCACUGUUCAGUGAUCUGCCCCCAAUCGUUCCCAAGUACACAGCUGUCAAAGGUGUUCGCUGGGUUUCUAGCGGUGUGCCUGGGAAAUCGGGAGAGCUACUUUUCCCCGCCGAUUUCAACUACGUCAUUGCCGUCGAUUUGGCUACAAAUGAGCGGCUGCGGUACUAUGGAUGCAGCUUUGCCGAUGCACAGCAGGUGAAGGUGUCUCUGUUGUACAGGCAUGGGAUCCAAGACUUCACGUACGAGAACCAGUAUCUAGAAGACUACGUUGAAGACCGCGGUCCUGGGAUAGAGGUACACCAGUUUUCCCAUCUGGACUGCCCCUUGCACGAAGAUGCCGGAGUUUUCGUCAUAGGCAAGUUUGUGGGGGAGGAUGAAAUCCACUUAACUGCCUUUGAGGUUCCAGUUCGUCAUACAGUGUACGCCCCAGCGGGAACCAUCCACUCCAAUGACUACCUGAAAGGAACCUGGAGGACCAUGCUGUCAGAUGAAGCAGAGAUCGACCACGUGUACCUCAUGAAAAAGAAAGAGAAUGGAGAAAUGGAAAACUUUAAAUUUCGUUUUGAAUGAUCACCCUGGAGAGUGGAAAUGUUAGCCCAGUAACGCACUAUAUCAGUAUGUGCUUUAAAGUUGUAAAUGGGUCAUAGAUAGAGGU